CUUUGAUGCCCUGGAGUCGACCACGAAAUGCGCGAGGACGAGCAGCUGAAAGCCGAGGAGACCCGGCUCAAGGGGAAGUACAACAUCACCAACGAAGACUACCAGCAACUGGAGGAGAUUAUCAUGCAGUUGGAGCCCCACCGGGCCGGGGUCCAGUGGAAAUUCGCAGGGUCUUUCUACUUUGCCAUCACAGUUAUCACCACCAUAGGUUAUGGGCAUGCUGCCCCAGGAACAAAUGCUGGGAAGGCUUUCUGCAUGUGCUAUGCUGCCCUGGGCAUCCCGUUGACCCUGGUCAUGUUCCAGAGCCUUGGCGAACGCAUGAACACCUUUGUCAAGUACCUCUUGCAGCGGAUGAAAAGGUGCUGCAGGAUGAGGAGCACCGAUGUCUCCAUGGAGAACAUGGUGGCCGUCGGAUUCUUUUCGUGCAUAGGGACCCUCUGCAUAGGAGCAGCAGCCUUCUCCCACUGCGAGGAGUGGAGCUUUUUCCAGGCCUUCUACUACUGCUUUAUAACAUUGACUACAAUAGGGUUUGGGGACUACGUGGCCCUUCAGACGAAAGGAGCCCUCCAGAGGAAGCCGCUCUACGUGGCCUUUAGCUUUAUGUACAUCCUAGUAGGGUUGACAGUCAUUGGGGCAUUCCUCAAUCUGGUUGUUCUCAGGUUGUUCAUGAACAUCGAGGAAGAGAGGCGGGAGGCUGAGGAACGUGCCUCCCAGGCAGGGAACCGUAACAGCAUGAUCAUCCACAUCCAAGAAGAUUCCCAGCAUGGGCGGCCGAGGUACAAGGCCGAAGUGACGGACCUCCAGUCGGAUUGCUCCUGCAUGUGCUACAGGUCCCACGAAUACACCAGCCGGGUUGUGUCCCACCAAAACUCCUUCAGCUCCAAGUUGAACCUCCAGUACUUUCACUCUAUCUCCUACAAGAUAGAGGAGAUCUCGCCAAGCACAUUAAAAAACAGCCUUUUCCCAUCCCCUGUAAGCUCCAUCUCUCCUGGCUUGAACAGCUUCACAGACAGCCACAGACUGAUGAGACGGCGGAAGUCCAUCUGAAGUCUUUUGUCCUUGGGGUUUUUGAUCUUUUAUUCCUAAGAUUGGUUGUUUUUUUUUAAAAAAGGAAUUCCUCACGUAAGUCAGAGCGAGGCUAAGAUUAAUCAAGGAAAUCAAGCAAAGGAAUAGACAUCCUUCCUAUGAGACUCAGCUCUGGAGCAAAGUAUGCCUUACAUUUACGUCCCCGCCUCUCGGUAGUCUGAAGAUUCGAGGUGAUGGGAAGUGGGUAUCCAAAUUCCAAAGUUGCACAUAUUAUCUGGGAGCUUUCAAUGUGCCCUCGGGCGCUUUUUGACCUAAUGAACUCUUUUCCUUCACAAGCAGGUCACUCUGUGUGUGUGUGUGUAAGAGAGAG
Molecule: messenger RNA, 1396 nt
Organism: Lacerta agilis (Sand lizard)
Lineage: Eukaryota; Metazoa; Chordata; Lepidosauria; Squamata; Lacertidae
Gene: KCNK9
Product: potassium two pore domain channel subfamily K member 9
Exons: 2
Coding region: 28-1047 (339 amino acids)
Biological process (GO): stabilization of membrane potential; potassium ion transmembrane transport
Cellular component (GO): membrane
Molecular function (GO): potassium ion leak channel activity
Source: RefSeq, a predicted model, not a curated record